UUAUUUCCUGUACCGAGCAGAGCAGAUCUGCGGGACUCGAACGCACUUUAAUGUUCCUGUGCGGGCUUUCCACUGCACACCGCGCCUCCCACCGCUCCCCGAGGGCCCAUGCCGGCCUAGCACGCUUCUUUCGGACAUGAUUGGGGAAUACCUGGACGCGGCUCGACGACUCGGAAACCCAGCGGGCUGCGCGAGCGAGUGAGAGGCAUGGACAGCUCGGUCACCCUGUGGCAGUUCCUGCUCCAGCUCCUGCUGGACUCCAGCCACGAGCAGCUCAUCUGCUGGACCAACCAGGAGGGCGAGUUCAAGCUGCUGCAGGCGGAGGAGGUGGCCCGGCUGUGGGGCGCCCGCAAGAACAAGCCCAACAUGAACUACGACAAGCUCAGCAGGGCGCUCCGAUACUACUACGACAAGAACAUCAUCAAGAAGGUGAACGGGCAGAAGUUCGUCUACCGCUUCGUGUCCUACCCCGACAUCCUGAAGGGAGACGUGUCCGGCCGGCCGGAGGGCGGGGACGCGGCGGGGGCCCCCCCGCCGCCCAAGAGGGGCGACAUCGGUCCACAGGAGGGCGAGUCCGGGGACCGGAGCAAGGCGGGGGGCGGCCCGGCCCCCCCGGGCGGCGGCGCCAAGCAGUCCAGCCGCAACGACUACAUCCACUCCGGCCUCUACACCUCCUUCACCCUCAACUCGCUGCAGAACGGCCGGCAGCUCUUCAAGUCCAUCAAGAUGGAGAAUCCCGGCGAGAAGAUGGCGGAGAGGAGGGGUGGGGGAGGGGGAGGGGGAGGGGGCGGCGCCACGCAGAGCCUGGAGGCGCUGCCGCCGCCGCAGCAGACCCCCCUACCCUCCGUCAUUAAGUUCGUGAACACCCCUCCCAAACUGGCGCCGGCCCCCGCCCCCCCUCCCCCUCCCGCCGCCAUGGAGCUCACGCUGAUGCCGGGCAGCUUCGACCCCCUCCCGGCGCCGCCGCCGCCGCGGCCCGACGACAUGCUGGCGCCGCAGUACGCCUUCGAGCAGCUGCGGCCGUCGGAGCCGCCGUUCGGCCUGCCGGACCUGCCGCCCGCCAGCCCCUCCCCCGGCCCCUCCCCCGGCCUGGCGCUGGACUCUCAGGAGCUGGUGAUCGACAGCGACCUGGAGUCGUCGCAGCCGGCCAACCCGCCGCCGCCGCCGCAGCACGCCCCCGCCCUCCCGUCCGUCCCGCCCUGCCCCGUCCAGCAGGGGGACGGCUGCCGCCUCGGGGACGACGGCGGCCCGGCGGACGCCGAGACCGGCUCGUCCUCGGCGAGCGGCGGCGCCGCCGUCGGCACGCAGAGCUCGGGGAAGAUCCGCAAGCCCCCCAAGGUCCUGCAGCUCAGCCCGCCCGCCCUGCUGGUCACCGGCCCGGACUUCUCCCCCAUGAACCUGUGCAGCCCGUCGCUGCCCACCGCCUCGCUCACGCCCGCCAUGCUCCAGACCCCCACCCUCCUGCUGACCCCCAGCCCUCUGCUGCCCAACAUCCACUUCUGGAGCACGCUCAGCCCGGUGGCCCCGCUCAGCCCGGCCACCCGGCGCCAGGGAGCCCACCUGUUCCAGUUCCCGUCCGUCCUCACCCCGCAGUUCCAGAUCCCCGUGCACAGCAUGGACGGGACCAACACGCCGGGCCCCAUUUCCCCGGACCCCCAGAAGACAUAGGAUCACAACAGCCCCCCCGCCCCCCCAGACUGCCCCCCCCUUACAAAUCGGGGACAGUGAGACGGGAGCGGAGCCGUCGCUCUGGUGCUUAAACGUCCACAGGAUUCACACUACAUCAGCUGUGUGGAGGGAGGGGGGAGGGAGGGGGUCGUCCUGAAGCCCCCGUCCCCCCCGUCCCCCCCGUCCUCCCCGUCCCCCCACACUUGAUCAGACCAGUUCCUGUCCUCAUUCCGCUCUGCGCUCCGUCCUCAAGCGGCCGCCUGCACCUCGACCCGUUUUUAUCCGGAUUUGAUCCAGAACCUGAUUGCCAAGCCUUGCCCCCCCCCCCGCUGCUGCUGCUGGGGGGUGGGGGGGGCUGGGGUCCUCUCCCUCCUGCCUGACCUGUCUUACGAGUGGCCAUAACCCUCCAGUCCAGCCUCAGCUGCCACCUGCAGCGAUGAAGCGCUCUGAAAGCCGCCGCCCUUCCUGCCUUCGUUUGCUAGUUUUCACGUGUGAAUGAAUGAAAGUGAAGCCAUAACCGUCUCUGGUUCCACGCUGCAAGCAACCGAACACUCUGACGAGGUAGUCUCGCUGCCCCCUAGUGGCUGUUUGCGGUAUGACUGACUCCCGGCACACCUCCGAUGUUCCUCCUGGCGGUUCUCACGGCUCGGGGAGGUUUUCUCGGUGCUUGCAGCGUCUGAACGUGGAGACGCUCCAGAUGUUGGAGGCUGGACUCAGUCUGGCCUCGACCUUCACACGGCCUUACCGGUUUAAAACACGGACGAGCCGAAGCAUUCCGGUGACGGGUUCUCUCCGUGGUUCGGCUCGUCCGUCUCUAGAAACCCUCAGACGUUCUGGAGCGUGAGCUCCUCCCCCCCCCCCCCCUCAGCCAUGAGAGGCUCACGCCUGCUCUCCCACCGACUCUAAAGCC
Messenger RNA from Salarias fasciatus (jewelled blenny), 2578 nucleotides. It is a transcript of the gene elk4, whose product is annotated as ETS transcription factor ELK4. The coding region runs from base 208 to 1668 and encodes 486 amino acids. NCBI's taxonomy places the organism in Eukaryota, Metazoa, Chordata, Actinopteri, Blenniiformes, Blenniidae. The transcript is spliced from 5 exons. Gene Ontology annotation, biological process: regulation of transcription by RNA polymerase II; cell differentiation. Gene Ontology annotation, cellular component: nucleus. The record is from RefSeq and is a predicted model, not a curated record. Gene Ontology annotation, molecular function: sequence-specific DNA binding; DNA-binding transcription factor activity, RNA polymerase II-specific.